CAGGAAUUGCCUAGCCCUCUCGAGUUUUCGGUGAUCGCGAAGCCCUUGCUCGCCGAUGGCAUUGCCAGCUCUCACCGGAUGUCCUUGGUCUUCAAUCAGCAAGGAUUGAAGCAAUUAGAGGAGAAGGAGGAGGAGGAGGCACCAUUUGUACUGCAGAAGUUUGUGAACCACGGCGGCGUUGUCUUCAAAGUCUAUGUUGUUGGGGACUACGUGCAAUGUGUCAAACGGAGGUCUUUACCGAACAUCCUCAUGGAUAACGAUGACGACAAACCAUUAGGAAUAUUAGAGGCCUCUCACCGCAAUUUGUUGACCUAUUCCCAAAUUUCAAAUCUUACCGCCGCCGCCGCCUCUUCUUCUUUGUCUUCUAAGAACAAUGAUGAGCAGCAGCAGGAGGAUGUGAUAAAGGAGGAGGCAACCGCCCAAAUGCUUCCGGUGAGUUUCCUUACUCGCUUGGCCAAGGCCUUGAGGAAUGCCUUGGGCUUGCAUCUCUUCAACUUUGACGUAAUCAAAGACAGUUGGUUUGGGAAUCAGUACCUUGUCAUUGAUAUUAACUACUUUUCCGGUUAUGCUAAGAUGCCUUCCUACGAGACUGUCAUUGAUAUUCUGGUAGUAACAUAUUCAUAUUGA
Messenger RNA from Coffea arabica (coffee), 627 nucleotides. Its product is annotated as inositol-tetrakisphosphate 1-kinase 1-like. Gene Ontology annotation, molecular function: magnesium ion binding; inositol-3,4,5,6-tetrakisphosphate 1-kinase activity; inositol-1,3,4-trisphosphate 5-kinase activity. Gene Ontology annotation, biological process: inositol trisphosphate metabolic process. The record is from RefSeq and is a predicted model, not a curated record. Lineage: Eukaryota; Viridiplantae; Streptophyta; Magnoliopsida; Gentianales; Rubiaceae. Gene Ontology annotation, cellular component: cytoplasm.